Monopterus albus (swamp eel) is the source of this 1088-nucleotide messenger RNA. RefSeq names its product cystine/glutamate transporter-like. The transcript has 3 exons. Gene Ontology annotation, molecular function: L-amino acid transmembrane transporter activity. The record is from RefSeq and is a predicted model, not a curated record. The coding region runs from base 19 to 444 and encodes 141 amino acids. Lineage: Eukaryota; Metazoa; Chordata; Actinopteri; Synbranchiformes; Synbranchidae. Gene Ontology annotation, biological process: amino acid transmembrane transport.
CUUGGACUGAAUGGUGGUAUGUCACUACAGCUGUAUUGUCUGUGUCUCCAGUACCCCUUGACUGUGUUGAUUGUGAUCGUUGGAGAGAUCUACCAGCUCAUCAAUGUUGUCUCCUUUGGCAGCUGGUUUUUCAUGGCCUUGGCAACCUUGGGGAUGCUCAUCCAUCGGUACCGCUUCCCCCUCCACCCAAGACCUUUCAAAGUGCCUGUGGCCAUCACAUUCAUCUUUACAGUGGUUUGCUUCUUCAUCGUGGGUAUGUCUCUGUAUUCAGACCCCUGGAACACAGGGAUAAGCUGUGCUCUCACACUGACUGGAGUCCCAGUUUAUUAUUUGACUGUCCACCGCUUCCAUCUGCCCCACAGAUGGCGACGCAUCUUCAACUACUGCAGCUUACAGGUACAGCUCCUUCUAGAAGUGGUUCAACAGGAAGUCCAGACAUACUGAACACCCCAAAGACAUCCUGGUUUCUGUUGACAGAAUCUGUGGUUACCAGCUGAAGAACUGCUAGAAGCUUCUUUGUACAGAAGUUUAAACCAGUAUGUUUUAAGUGUCGGUUGUAAUACAUUAAGAAUUUUAAGUUACAAUUGCAAGAAAACUCUUGAACCUACACUAGAGAAAAUGGAAAAUCUGACUUCUCUUAUAAAAUUUGACUUAAUUAUUCUAAGAAAAGUUGCUAAUAUUGGGCAAUUUUCAGGGCCAGUUUCUAACAUUCAUUGACACUGGAAUGAAACACACUCUUCCCUAUCACUGUCCUUCUGUAUGACCAUCAAAAUCUCUGAACAUUUCAUGGUUCUAGCUUCAUUAUAGGCUAAGUUAUGGCAGAAAAUAUGCAUUAAAUGGGGUUUUCAAUGGCAGUCAGACCCAGAAUCCAAAUUAUAUUCAAAUGAAAUUUGGUGUGGUAAUAGACAUUGCCACCCUACAUAUGCAUGUCAAAUUUUUAAGUGUUUCAAUAAUGUUUGACAGAGAUAUGAAUUUUUAAAAUGUUGCCUCAUGUUAUAGAAGGGGACUUUUGUGAUUUGUCUGUUAGGCUUUUGUGACCUUGACAUUUAACCUUUUCCAGCCAAAAUCUAAUCACUUCUAGGGUUGGU